This is a messenger RNA of Egretta garzetta (little egret), 1437 nucleotides long. RefSeq names its product trafficking protein particle complex subunit 9. Gene Ontology annotation, cellular component: trans-Golgi network. The record is from RefSeq and is a predicted model, not a curated record. The transcript has 11 exons. Lineage: Eukaryota; Metazoa; Chordata; Aves; Pelecaniformes; Ardeidae. The annotation marks the transcript as partial.
AUGAGCUAUGGAGGCCAUGAAAGUUCUAUUGAAUGCCUUUGGAUCAAGAUUAGAGGGGUCAUCACCAAGGGACAUCUUAUGUCCGAUGCCUGCUACCAACCUCCCAAUCGGGAUGACAAGGCUGAUGAAACCUUACUUUGGCUGCUUAAGGAAGUCUCAGGCCAACAGAACUUGCUCCUCAUGGGUGACUUCAAUUACAGGGACAUUUACUGGGAAAGCAACAUAGCAGUGCACUAUAAGAAGCGUUGUCAAGGCCGGAUGCGGAAACAUGUCGGUGACCUGUGUUUACAAGCUGGCAUGUUACAAGAUUCCUUGGUGCAUUAUCACAUGGCGGUGGAACUUCUGCGGUCUGUGAAUGACUUUCUGUGGCUUGGAGCUGCUCUUGAGGGGUUAUGCUCAGCAUCAGUCAUCUAUCAUUAUCCUGGUGGUACUGGCGGUAAAGUUGGAUCUCGCAGGGCACAAGGAGGUUCUUUUUCUGCUGAGGCAGGCAACAGGCACAGACCAGGGGCACAAGAAGUUCUCAUUGAUCCAGGUGCACUGACUUCAAAUGGUAUAAAUGCAGACACCAGUGCUGAGAUAGGACGUGCCAAGAAUUGCCUUAGUCCUGAAGACAUCAUAGAUAAAUAUAAAGAAGCCAUUUCUUACUAUGGCAAGUACAAGAAUGCUGGUGUGAUUGAACUGGAAGCCUGUGUGAAGGCAGUGAGAGUCCUUGCAAUACAGAAAAGGAGCAUGGAAGCCUCUGAGUUUCUUCAGAAUGCAGUUUAUAUCAACCUUCGUCAGCUUUCAGAGGAAGAAAAAAUCCAGCGUUACAGCAUUCUUUCUGAGCUUUAUGAACGUAUUGGUUUUCACCGAAAGUCUGCUUUUUUCAAGCGUAUAGCAGCAAUGCAGUGCGCUGCACCUAGCAUCCCAGAACCAGGCUGGAGGGCCUGCUACAAAUUGCUUUUGGAAACUCUCCCUGGCUAUAGCUUAUCACUGGAUCCUAAAGAUUUCAGCAAAGGAACUCAUAGAGGAUGGGCUGCAGUACAGAUGCGUUUGCUUCAUGAACUAGUAUAUGCAUCCAGAAGAAUGGGAAAUCCUGCUCUGUGCGUCAGGCAUCUGUCUUUCCUCCUCCAGACCAUGCUGGAUUUUCUUUCUGAUCAAGAAAAGAAAGAUGUAACACAGAGUUUGGAAAGCUACACAGCAAAAUGCCCUGGUACAAUGGAAUUCAUCACUCUUCCAGAUGGUUUGAAGUUACCUCCUGUUCCGUUCACCAAAUUGCCUAUUGUGAGAUCUGUGAAACUCUUGAACCUCCCGACCAGCCUCCGACCUCACAAAAUGAAAAGUCUGCUUGGUCAGAAUGUGUCAACCAAAAGCCCCUUCAUAUAUUCUCCGAUUAUUGCGCACAGUCGUGGGGAAGAGCGAAAUAAGAAAAUAGAUUUCCAGUGGGUCCAGGGAGAU